Ciona intestinalis (vase tunicate) is the source of this 2511-nucleotide messenger RNA. The record is from RefSeq. NCBI's taxonomy places the organism in Eukaryota, Metazoa, Chordata, Ascidiacea, Phlebobranchia, Cionidae.
CAAUUAUUUAUCAAAAUGAAGUGUUUAAUAUUAAUAUCCUUGCUGUCAUAUUUACACACCGGUUCAUCCAUACAUUGUCGGCAAUGCAGCGCUGAAAUAGAUGCCAACGAUUGCAAUUCAACAUCAUGUACAAUACCUUGUUCCACCGUUGAUUGUAGCUGCCUUGGUCUGUGUUACACCAACGUUAUUCUAAACUUCUCUGGCAAACACUCCGUACAGGCGGCUUGUAUACAACAGUUAUGUCCAACAAGAGCCAGCUAUCUAAACCUCUACACUAAGCGUCAGAUAGAGGGGUAUUGUGACGUAAGCAAGGGUGUUGUGACGUGUGAAUGUGCCUCAGAUGACUGCAAUCACAUGAUAUCAUUUGAACCAAUCACAAUCGAUGACGAAGAUAUAAUAAUUGAAGACAAAUACGAUUUGUCGUCCAUCAUCGUUGGUGUCUUGGUAGGAUUUCUCCUCCUUUGCCUUCUUGUGGCUGUGGUGUGGUACAGUGUAGGCCGGUAUAGAAGGUUAAAAGAUGAAGAAUUUGAAAGUAAAUUGACAUCCGGGAGCAGACUAUCCUCCGAUGAUGCGAGUCUUAUUGAUGGUUGGGAUGAUAGUGGGAAACAUAGUUACUCAGCUUACAGAUAUUCAUCAAGCGUUGCUACCCAGUAUAGUCGUGGGUCACGUGGAAACGUACUCAACCAUAACGACCAACAUUUACCGAUCGAACUUCAAAAAAUAAUCGGCAAAGGAAGAUUCGCUGAGGUUUGGAAAGCAAAUCUACAACAAGAUGCUUCUCCUCCUCAAGUUGUUUCAGUGAAAGUAUUUCGUCUCCACAAUUAUGGGGCGUGGAGACAAGAGAAAGACAUGCUAACUGAAAGUUGGAUGAGACACGAAAACAUCAUUGAAUUUUAUGCUUCUGAGCAACACACAGUGCGAGGUCGGUUGCAGUAUUGGCUCAUAACUUCUUACUAUCAAGAGAAAAGUUUAGCUGACUUUUUGGGCUCCAAUAUUCUUGACUGGGAUCAGUUUUGUGACAUGGCAACCUCAAUAGCUAAAGGGUUAUCAUACCUGCAUGCGGAGAGAGAUGACGUGGGUCGCCCCAAGAUACCAAUCGCCCACAGAGACGUCAAAAGUUGUAACAUCCUUGUGAAAGAUGGCAGGAGAGAAUGCGUGUUGGCUGACUUCGGGCUUUCACUCAAGUUGGACCCGAAGUUGAGUCGUGAUGAACUUGCAAACGCUGGCCAGGUUGGAACAUCAAGGUACAUGGCUCCCGAGUUAUUGGAAAGACUGGUUAACCUCACAGAUAUUGAGAUGUUUAAGCGAGUGGACGUUUACGCGAUGGCUUUAGUUUUGUGGGAGAUGGCGAAUCGUUGUGAAACUUCAGAAGGCAUGGCGUCUCCGUAUAAACCACCGUUUGGAGACAAAAUAAACGACCGACCCACCAAAGAUCAAAUGCUGCUUCUUGUGUGCAAAGAGCGCCAACUACCGAGUAUUCCGGAGAAAUGGAAAAAGCACCAGGGUCUCUCUGAAUUCGUUGACACCAUACUGAACGAAACAUGGGAAUAUGACGCUGAAGCUAGAAUCACCGCUAGUUGUGUGUUGGAGAGAUUUAAAGUAUUACGUCAUCAUGGUGACGUCAUCGGCUCUGACGGCAGUGACGUCGAGGAUAAGAUUCGUGUGAAAGCCAAGAAUGAAUCGAACAGAAUAUCUGAAGUUAUUUCAACAGUUGUGUGAAUAUGAAACGGUUGUUUUAUAUUUGAAACUGCUCACCAAAUAAUCCCCUAACCAGCAACUAACCAUUACUUAUGGGGUUCGAUCCAUGGGGUUACGGCUCAGGGGUUAGGGGGAUUCCCAUGGGGCAAGCAUAAGGCAACAACUAUGAAAAUCAUGUUCAUCCACAAUCUCCACUAUUUCGGUGACACAACUUGUUUCUUUAACAAACCUGGUCAUUAGUCUUUAAGACACGUUGAUGUCCACACGGAAGUGACAAGUAACUUUUAAAUGACAUUAUGCUAACUUAAUGUUUGGCAUAUUUAACCUUAUACCUCUCUUGUGUAUUUGGCAACCAUGUUUGUUAAUUCAGCAACCUCAGUUUUUAUAGUUUUGUCUAAUCAGAUUUGCCAUCAAUGGCCGCGUUGUUUGUAUGUAUGGCUUAUUAAAUGUAAAAUAUGACGUUUAAGAGAUGGAGCUCCGGAACCUUUAUAUAUUUUUCACCGGUUAAUGCCGUUGCAAGUCGAAGUUGGCAAUUUUUCCUUCAUAUAUUUUUUGAAUUUUCCGAUUUAGAAUCUAAAUAAGAUUUUUCCGUAGAGAUUACAUUGUUUUGUAAGAGGGUUGGUCCUCACACACAGAGCUGUAAGAAUUUCAAUUGCUUUGCAUUAGGAACCAACUAAAGGUUCCGGCAACUAUCGACCUAGAAAUCCAAUCUUUGAUUCUUUGUAUCUCGUAUUCCUUUAUUUCUUAUGAAAAUGUUUACACGUAUGCAGAAGUUUAAAAGUUCUUGUUACAAUAAAACAAAAAAUCAAGUUA